AUGUUCCAGAACGCAUUCCAGCGGAUUGAGGAUGCGGGGGGGUCUGCUUUGACUUACGAGGGGCACAUCAGCAUGCUGUGCGAGCUCCAAAAUCCUCCCAGUGGUGAGCGCCUGGUUUUCGAAGAGCUGGGCGCAAUUGUGGCCUUCAUUGAGUCUCUCUUGAGGAGUACAGUAUGGCAGUCAGCGGGGAGCACAUUGUCAGUCUACGAGCAGACAGACGCUGGGCCACAGAAAGUGCUAGUUUAUUCAAACCAGCCGGAGAAGAAACAUGCUGGGAAGAAGCGCGGGGCCCAAAAGAAAGACAAUGAGGCUCCUGCAGGCAAGCGGUUUUCACCUAAGCAGCACGGUGUUGCUGACAGUGUAGAUGUAGCAAUGGACAUUUGUUCUAAGUUGAGCACGGAGAACGCGGCGACGCUGAAGUUGCAUGCAGAAGUAGAGAAUAGAAGGCAGCAGUUGGAGGUGGAGAAAAUACAGGCUGCAAGGGAAGGGCAGCAAGCUGCCAUCAGAGCGCGCGAGGAUCAAAGGCAUUUUGCGCUCGAGUGCCUCAGGCGCAAGACCGAGGCAUGUGCCAAGAUGUGCGACCAACAGGAAGCUUUGAAGGGUAGACUCUUGACAAUGCAGGAGGAGCGGGAGAUUGCAGAGAGGAUGGAGCAAAGACACAUCCCCCCUGUAGCCCGUCAGUACUUGGACGGAGCAAUGCAAGAUACACAGGCAGGUAACCACAGCGUGUUAGUUGAGGAUGACAAGAGCUCGGCAAACGAAGGGUGGGAGAGCCAUUGUCAGAUCCAGGUUCAGAGCGAAGCGCCACCCCAGAUCAACACCUUGGAUGCAGAGGUCUUUGCGCUACGGUCCAAGAAUACCGGGCCCAGGAAUGCCAAGGUUUUCAGUUGCCCUGUGAGGGACUCGGUUCGUCACAAGGGGCUUGAGCGGGGGCUGGGCUUGGAGCCUCUAUGGGCAGGAUUUCUGGCGGGGGGGAUGGCUGCACAGUCGGAGCCGGUGCAAUCGGCUGGGGAGCAGGCGCGAUUGCAGGCUCAGGAGAGGGUGCAUCUGUGGUAUUUACACAAGGGACUUCCGUUUGUGUGGGAAUUGGGGUGGGAGCCUCAGUUGGGGUUGCAGUGGGCGCUUCGGUGGGGGCUUCAGUUGGUUCGGGUGUUGGAGCCUCAGUCUGAAUUGGAGGAGGGGGGUUUGGUGGUAGUGUUGGACUCUCUGUUGCAGGAGGUGGAGGGCUCUGUGUCUCUGUUGGCUGGGGUGGGGGAGAGCUCUGUGUUGUCAUUGGAGGCGGCUUUCGCACAAAGUAUACAUCUGACGUUGCACGAGCGCACGCAUACGGGCGAGAAGCCAUACAAGUGCAUCGAAGCAGACUGCGAGGAAGCAUUUUCGAGGGGCGACCCCCUGAAGACACACACUUUCUACUACCACACGAAGGAGGGCCAGCAGCGUCGGAAGCGCGAGGAGGAGCGGAUUGCCAAGCUACUCACAAAGGCCGGACUCCCUUUCAAGCGCGAGCAUCAUGUGACCUUUGACUGCUUGGGGGGCUCGUUCGCGCGUAUUGACUUCAUCCUCGACCACAAGGGGAAGAUCAUUGUGAUCGAGGUUGACGAGUACCAGCACGAAGGCUACGGAGUGGCUUGCGAUGUGGCACGAAUGCUGCAGAUCUACGAGGCGUGGGCCAUCGAAGGCAACUCACUGCCCGUGCACAUCAUUCGCUACAACCCUCAUGCGUUCCAGAUUGACGGGAAGCGAGCAGCGGUCACACGCAAGAUUCGAGAGGCACGUCUGCUCGAAGCCAUUGAUGAGGCAGCAGAGAUGGAAUCAGAAGGUCUGUACGUUCAAUACAUGUACUACGAUCUGAAGGACGGCAAGCCAACAAUAAUGGAGGAUGAGGCAUUUACCAUUACAGACUGUUGCCUGGACGCAAUUGUGUGA
Messenger RNA from Klebsormidium nitens, 1926 nucleotides. The record is from the annotation of a GenBank genome assembly. Lineage: Eukaryota; Viridiplantae; Streptophyta; Klebsormidiophyceae; Klebsormidiales; Klebsormidiaceae.